AUGAAUUAAGAACUCACUAAACUAUUUGAUAAUCUUCCGGAGGGAAUUGUGCUUUAUAACUAAGAGGACAAAAAUAUUGUCUUGGCCAAUCAUGAAUUUAAAAGACUAUUUAAAGUCAAUAAUCAAUAGAAAUAGAACACUAAGGACUAUGAAUAAUUGAAAAACCUGAGGCUUUACGACUUCAAAUCCCAAUAAGAGAAUAUCCUUAAUAAUGACAUGUAAAAUGUGUUUACAGCAGCCGAAGCAGAGGGCUAAUAUUAUCAGGUUCAAUAAUUGAAAGAAGAUAGGCGUUGCUCUUAUCUUUAGAGUAACGAAACAGAGACUGAAAUCGUCACAUUUAGUAAACAGUAAAUUUUGUUCUAGAAUUUUUACCAUUCGAUGAUAAUGAUUAAAAACCUGACUCCUAUGAUGAAAUUAGAAAAACUGAAAGUCGAAAAUCAUUUUUACGAGAUGCUUACAGCUACAGUAUCUCAUGAUCUUAGAACCCCACUGAAUUCUAUGAUUGGCUUGUUGAAUAACAUGGAUAUGUACAUAAAUGAUACUUAAGGCAAAAGAUUUCUGAGUAUAAUUAAAAAUUCAAGUAGCUUCAUGCUGUUCUUGGUUAAUGAUCUACUGGAUUGUUUUUAGAUAAAAAAUGGGAAAUUUAAAAAAAAUAUGAAAUGGACUGAUAUGGCUAAAUCUAUAAGGGAGCUUAUCGAUAUGUUUAGUGUGGGUGCCAGAGAAAAAGGCAUUAAAAUACGGCUUGAAAUUUCCUAAAAUUUCCCUCAUGAAAUCUUUAUUGACGAACAAAGAAUUAAGCAGGUGAUCCUUAAUCUACUCCAAAAUGCUUUGAAAUUUACUUUCAAAGGCCAAAUAUCUUUAGAAGCCUCAUUUUGUAAAAUUAACAAAGAGUUGAAAAUCAGUGUGAUUGAUACAGGAGUUGGUAUUUCAACUGAAGAUUAGCGUAAUUUGUUUAAAAUGUUUGGAAAAUUAGAUGCUACAUCCUAGAUUAAUACCUCUGGAAUAGGAUUAGGUUUGAGUAUUUGUAAGUAGAUUGUAGAGGUAUUUGACGGAAAAAUUUAUGUGGAUGAUAAUGACUAACCCGGCACCAAAUUUACUUUCUAUGUCAAAUGCGAAGAUGGAAGUAUUCUUCUAGACUCAAAUAACAUACUUCUGACAGAGCGGCCAUUGCAAAAUAGUGAUGAGGAAAUAUAUGGCCUUGAUUAGUACCUUUAAGAUCCUACAAGCUGCUAAAAUCUAAAUUUUUCUUAGGAAAUAAGUUUUCAUCUUUGCAAAUAAGAUGUGUUAGGGUUUUAACCAUUCCAGAGGAAAUUUUCUCUUUUCAAUGAGGAAUAAAAAAUAAAUUGUGAGUGCCAGUCACUAAAUAAAAUACUAGUGGUUGAUGAUAACAUAUUCAAUGUGGUGACGUUGCAGACCAUAAUUGAAUAGAACUAAGGAUUUUAAUGUGAUAAAGCAAUGAACGGUAUAUAAGCCGUAGAAAUGUUUAAAUCAAGAUUAUAAGAAAAGUCUAGAUGCUAAUGUUUUUCUAAGGACAAAUCAUGCUCUUAUAACUUAAUAUUUAUGGACUGUAGUAUGCCUCUUUUAGAUGGUUUUGAAGCUACUAAAUAGAUACGAUUAAUUGAAAAAUCAUAGCCUAAUCUUUCUUAUUAAACUCGCAUAAUAGCCUUGACAGCUUACACAUCCGACUAAUUGCAUCAGCAGUGUCUUGAAUCAGGAAUGAAUAAGUUUGUAACUAAGCCAAUAUGCGCAAAAGCAAUCACUGAGAUUAUAGAGCAGUAUUUGACAAAAUGA
Molecule: messenger RNA, 1791 nt
Organism: Stylonychia lemnae
Lineage: Eukaryota; Ciliophora; Spirotrichea; Sporadotrichida; Oxytrichidae
Source: the annotation of a GenBank genome assembly